Dromiciops gliroides (monito del monte) is the source of this 3148-nucleotide messenger RNA. It is a transcript of the gene GPER1, whose product is annotated as G protein-coupled estrogen receptor 1. Gene Ontology annotation, biological process: G protein-coupled receptor signaling pathway. NCBI's taxonomy places the organism in Eukaryota, Metazoa, Chordata, Mammalia, Microbiotheria, Microbiotheriidae. Gene Ontology annotation, cellular component: membrane. The transcript is spliced from 2 exons. The record is from RefSeq and is a predicted model, not a curated record. Bases 820 to 1917 code for a protein of 365 amino acids. Gene Ontology annotation, molecular function: G protein-coupled receptor activity.
UCUAUAAAGCCCUGUUUUGUUGCCAAGGACAGGCAGCAAGAUCUGCAUCUGCUGUCAAGAACAAUGACAGUCACUUACUCAGGGUAAUGUUUUUAACCAGGUUUCAACAGCGGUGUGGUGCUCUUCCUCCUUCUACCACUUUGCUGCUACUGAAUUAUUCAACAGGUAGCAUCCAGUACAGCCACUUAAUCAUCCCAACCACUUUCCAGCAAAGUUAAGCCAGCAUCUCCUUCCGUCCUGUCCUAGGUGAACUAAAGGUCCACAAAAGUACAGACCAUGAAGACAGAAGGAGUCUGCCUUGAACAAACACAUGUGGAUGGACUACCGGACCGGCUCAGGUUUCCAGGUAGUCAAGAAACAUCAAAGGGAAGGUAUGAAUGGCUGGUCUAAAAUCACACAAGAAGAAAACAUCGGGAAGAGAAAGUAAGGACUCUAUAAUCACCUUUAAGAUUUAAAACAACAAAAAACACCUAUGUGAUUGCAGCUUUUAUUAAAGGCUUUUCCAACUUGAAGAAUCGUCUAUAAUCUUACCCCUUUUUCCCCUCUUGGGUAACCAAUGACUUUUUUGCAACCAAUAAACUCAAAAACUGGGAAAGAUCACUUAUGACAAGUUUCUCCUGACUUUACCCAAUACUGACUAUCCUCAGCCCAGAAGCAGAUCUCUGCCCCCCCCCAAGAUGUAUCAGAUGUAUCAGAUGUAUCUAAUAUUCAAAACAUACUCACGUGAAACUUUUGGAAAGUCAUAAAAAUUUAGCUGUACUGGGCAUUUACAACUAGAGUGGAAAUACUUAUGUAAUCUGUCAAGCAAGCACCUUUACCAUGGAGGCUUAUUAUGCAGGUACCCUGCCACCAGUGGAUUAUAAUAUUACAUCCCUUGAACUGAACAGAUCACAUCUACUGAAUGAAACUGACCCUUUCAAACAAGUCAAUGACCAAUACGAACACCAACAGUACGUCAUUGGUCUUUUCCUCUCAUGUCUCUAUACUAUCUUCCUCUUCCCUAUCGGCUUUGUGGGAAAUAUUCUAAUAUUGGUUGUGAACAUCAGCUUUCGUGAAAAGAUGACAAUCCCUGACCUGUAUUUCAUCAACCUUGCAGCAGCGGAUCUCAUCCUGGUGGCUGACUCCUUGAUAGAAGUAUUUAACCUAGAUGAGAAGUAUUAUGACAUCACAAUUCUCUGUACCUUCAUGUCUCUGUUCCUGCAAAUUAACAUGUAUAGCAGCAUUUUCUUCCUAACGUGGAUGAGUUUUGACCGAUACAUUGCCCUAGCAAAGGUCAUGCGAUCCAGUCUUUUUCGGACAAAGCACCACGCCCGGCUGAGCUGUGGCCUUAUCUGGAUGGCGUCCAUCUCGGCUACCCUGGUACCUUUUACAGCUGUCCACUUGCAGCACACAGAAGAGGUCUGCUUCUGUUUUGCUGAUGUGAAAGAAAUCCAGUGGCUUGAGAUUACUCUGGGGUUCAUCAUCCCCUUCGCCAUCAUCGGUCUCUGUUACUCACUCAUUGUCCGAGUUCUCAUCAAGGCUCACAAGCACCGGAGCCUGAGACUGCGUAGGCAAAAGGCCCUCCGAAUGAUUUUUGCUGUGGUCCUGGUUUUCUUUAUCUGCUGGCUACCUGAAAACGUCUUUAUCAGCGUACACCUCUUGCAAAGAAAGGAGCCAGCGACUUCUUCAUGCAAACAGUCUUUUCGUCAUGCCUACCCUUUAACUGGCCAUAUAGUUAACCUAGCAGCUUUCUCAAACAGCUGCUUAAACCCACUUAUCUACAGCUUUCUUGGGGAAACCUUUAGAGAAAAACUGAGGCUGUACAUUGAACAGAAAAGCAACUUAUCAGCCCUAAAUCGCUUCUGUCAUGCUGCCCUCAAGUCAGUCAUCCCUGAGAGCAGUGAGCAGACAGAAGUAAAAUUUAGCAGUGCUGUGUAAACAGACAACUGUGAAAGGUUUUUCAUCAAUGACGAACAAAGUUGUGUGCCACUAACAAAUGCACAUAUAGCUAGGGAAGGGGAAAAAACCACAAAUAUUGUUUUUCCUCUCAUGGGUUUCUGAUGUUGUCUAGGUUGGUAAUUCCCAUUUAGUAGCAUGUGAACCUUUGAGAGUCCUCAACAAUGUUCCAAGGGGUUCAGAAUUCUUCAGUGGCACCUUAAACAUUAAAUAAUCAUAAAAUAGAAGUAUAUUAAAUUACCCUGAGAAUUCACAACAAGUUGUUUUUGUUGAAAGGGGUUUCUGGAGCAAAAAAAAAAAAUGUUAGGAACAAUUGUUCUAGAUGCUACCAUAAACUGGCUUUGAUGUUGUAAUUUCUGAUCAAGUUUACUUUAUUAUAAUUGGGGUUACUAAAGAACACAUCCCCAAAAGCUCUCUCUAAUUGUAUACGGUGCAUACGGUUCAUAGACAGCCCUAAUAAUAGUCAAAGAUCAAGAUUAUCAUAGUGUUUUCCUAUGGCAUAGAAGAGUCAACAGAUGACAAAAUCAUAAUGUUCUGCUACUCUUCACAUGGACUUUCUUUCCUCUCCCUGAGAGAAAACUGCCAAAACAGCAAGUGGCAAAAGUCAGAUUUAUUAAGAAGUUUCUGUGGAGAUGUAGCACUUUAAAUGGAAACUUUGCUACUGAGAAUAAAUCUGCCACUUUAUGUAACGAACAUGGAGACUGGCUAAAGUAUGUUUGAAAUAUUCUAAAUUUGAUGUCAUGGUGGGAAAUCAAGUCCCAUGAUUUAUACUCUACUGCAGCACACUUUGAUACUUGCCUCGGGCUAAAAAUGAGACAUGUCGCUCAUAGAGACAUUUAAGUACUGUAAUCUCUCUUAGAGUGGUCAUCAGUUCUAAAAUACAUGAUCCCAUUUUUGCUCACUAACUUGUUCAUAGAUAAGUCACAGUCACCUGUGUAAACUAGAUUUGCAUUAAUGAUGAAGCUUCUCUUGAAAUAACAUAACUGCUAUUAUAAUGCUAGUCUGACCGGAGUUGCUGACUUCUUCAAUGUAUAUGUUUACAAUAACCUUGGCAUUUAGAAGAAUGUGGAAUGAAAUUGUGAGAGUUGUUGUGGAGUUUAUCAUAGCCAUCAGAGAAUGUCAUAUCUUGGCAUUUCUGGUUUAAUAAUGCAAAAAUAAUGUUAAUAGGAAUGACGAUGACAAUGGUAUGGAUGGCUCUCAUUAAAAUGUUGAA